AGCCACCGACAAAACUAAGAAACUUCCUCUUUCCGUUUUCAAGCUUUGGUUCAGAUGUCGUUAUCAGACAUCUGAUCAAAUGUCCUCUUCAUCAGUUCCAGAGCAAACGACACUGAUGAUCCCUUCAUUUUCAGUUCUAUUUUGUUACCAGUUGAGUUCCACCCGCAAUCUCUGUCCUCGUCAAGAAGUUUGACCAUUCGAUCUACCAACUUCAAGAAACCGUGAGAUUUCAGCUUCUCUUAUGCUCGUUAGGCUUCAUAUUUGCAUGCUAGGGUUUCAAAUUAGGUACCCUUCAUUCGGAUCACCUUUACAUUGCUCGACAUUGUGCAAGUUAUGGUGAUUGAGAUGAUGGGUUUUGAUCCAAACCUCGUACUUUCCAUCAGACAACUGGCAAAGAGUCACUUCAAGAUUCAAUUUCUCCGGUCUGUAAAUGGGUUUAUCAGGAUCGGAUUCGUUGUUUCCUUCAUCUUAGCUUUGGGUUUGUGUUACGUGUCCGUGUAUCCAAUGCUUCGACGAGAAGCAGCAAGUCAUGUACACAAGGUCACAGAGCCUAUUGAUCCAGUAGGGACUUGUGAUUUCUUCCGAGGAAAGUGGAUUCCUGAUGAAUCUUACCCAUUGUACAAUGCCUCGGGAUGUCCAUUCUUGGAGCGUGGAUUCAAUUGCAUAUCCAAUGGAAGACGCGACAAUCGUUAUAUGAAAUGGAGGUGGAAGCCGAAUGAUUGUGAUAUUCCAAGGUUUAGUGCUUCCAGAAUUCUUGAAUCCCUUCGCGGGAAGAGGAUUGUGUUUGUCGGUGAUUCGUUGAGCAGACAGCAAUGGGAAUCUAUGAUAUGUUUCUUGGUGACUGGUGUUAAGGAUAAGAAGAGUGUUUAUGAACUCAAUGGGAACAAAAUCACCAAGCAGAUCAGGCACUUGGGCGUUCGGUUUAGUUCGUUUGAGCUGACAAUUGAUUUCUACCGCUCGGUUUUCUUGGUGCAGCCUGGCCCUGUGCCAAGCCGUGCACCGAAAAGGGUCAAAGUGGCGCUUAUGCUCGACAAAUUAGACGAUAUUAGCCGAGAGUGGGUCAAUGCAGAUGCUGUAAUAUUCAAUUCCGGGCACUGGUGGACACCGACUAAGCUCUUUGAAAUGGGCUGGUACUUUCAGACAGGCGGAUCGCUGAAGUUAGGAAUGCCAAUCAUGUCUGCAUUCAGAUCAGCGUUAACAACCUGGGCAUCUUGGGUCGAGGCCAAUAUCAACACUAACAGAACACGGAUAUUCUUCCGCACGUUUGAACCAUCGCACUGGAGUGGUUCAAACCGUAAGUCGUGCAAAGUAACCCGAACCCCAUCCCUCAGAACCAAAGGGAAGGACAAAAGCAAGAUCUCAGACAUCAUAAAAAAGGUUGUCGGGAAGAUGUCAGUUCCGGUGACAGUCCUACAUGUGACGCCUAUGGGAGCAUUCAGGAGCGACGCUCACGUCGGGACAUGGAGCGACAACCCGAGUGUUCCCGACUGUAGCCACUGGUGUCUACCGGGUCUACCCGACACAUGGAACGAAAUUCUCUUUUCCUACCUGCUAUCAGAGAACAGCAGGAAGAACCCUUAAAUGCUCCAUCACAUGUAAGUUUUGCCUCUUAAAUUCAUACGUAUCUUAGAUUAGCUUGACAAGAACUGCAAGCAAGUUAUUUAGAAGUGUUUUCUAAUGCAAACAAAGCCCUGAAUUUUUUUUUUAUAACACCGAAAAAACUUAGCAUGGGAGCUAAGCCAUUAGAAUCUUA
Tarenaya hassleriana is the source of this 1753-nucleotide messenger RNA. RefSeq names its product protein trichome berefringence-like 7. The record is from RefSeq and is a predicted model, not a curated record. Gene Ontology annotation, molecular function: O-acetyltransferase activity. NCBI's taxonomy places the organism in Eukaryota, Viridiplantae, Streptophyta, Magnoliopsida, Brassicales, Cleomaceae. Gene Ontology annotation, cellular component: Golgi apparatus. The transcript is spliced from 3 exons. The coding region runs from base 334 to 1581 and encodes 415 amino acids.